AUCUAAUCCGUUCUAUAGUAUCUAUGAAUACAGCUGUGAAGUUGUGGUGUGUGUGAUAUGUUAUUGUUUGUAAAAGCGGAUUAAGGUUUCUUGCGUUAGCUGUGAUAAAUCUAGAUAUGCUGCCCCAUCUUGUAACAGGUUAUCAGUUGGCGUAACGUAUUGUUGUGCAUUGCGAUUAAAUACAGUGUAAUGAAAUUUGUGCUAGGCGUAACUAAUCCCAAAUGUGGCCUGCUGAAGACCUCAUGGGCUGAAAUAACUGCGGCUUACUCAAGAAGGGUGUUAACGACGGCGAGAACUUCAAUCUCCUACACAUAUGCAGACAGACUCCCGUACCAUCACUGGUCGUACGUGAAUGGAUGCCCUCGGAAAAUAGAACCAUGUACUUACGCCAAUUUCCCUGUUUGGAAUGGGAGACAUUACACCACUGGCCCCGACAAGAACGCGAAAGAAACAGGUGCCCCAGAGUUAGCUGAAGAGGAAAAGAAACUCUCGAUAUUCCAGAAAUUUAAAGUAAUGUACAAGAAGUAUUGGUAUGUUUUAGUACCAGUGCAUCUUGUAACGUCCAUUGGCUGGUUUGGUGGAUUUUACUAUUUAGCAAAAAGUGGUGUUGAUGUUGUAUCUCUCCUGGAAAGCUGGAAUUUCAGCGAAGUAAUCAUUAAGCCUCUGCGAGACUCUAGUGCGGGAUAUGUUGCUGUAGCUUAUGCACUAUAUAAAAUAGCCACUCCAGUGAGAUAUACUGUCACAUUAGGUGGAACUACUGUGUCCAUAAAUUAUCUUACAAAAUGGGGUCUCAUAAAGCCAAUUCCUCCAAAGGAAAAGUUGAAAGAGAUGUAUGAAGAGAGAAAAGAAAAUCUAAAAGAGAGGAGACACCAACUUAAGGAAAAAGGAGAAGCUUUUAUGCGUGAGUUCAGGGAUCGAAGUAAUUUCCAACAACAUAAUUCUAGAUCACUGCAUCUCAAAGAAAUCUACAAAGCUGAGAAGUAAAAGAAACCCAGAAAAUUACAAAUAGAGCAAAUAAAGUGACUUCUAGAACAAGUAUUAUCACUUCGGCAACACAAUCUAGGGGGGAAAAUUGCAAAAUGUAGUGCCUACUGUAAUAGCAUUUCACAACUAAAAUCCAAUGUAACUGAAAAAAUAAAGCAAUUUACAUACCAAA
Molecule: messenger RNA, 1156 nt
Organism: Schistocerca americana (American grasshopper)
Lineage: Eukaryota; Metazoa; Arthropoda; Insecta; Orthoptera; Acrididae
Exons: 5
Coding region: 190-984 (264 amino acids)
Cellular component (GO): mitochondrion
Source: RefSeq, a predicted model, not a curated record